This is a messenger RNA of Lecanosticta acicola, 1194 nucleotides long. The record is from the annotation of a GenBank genome assembly. Lineage: Eukaryota; Fungi; Ascomycota; Dothideomycetes; Mycosphaerellales; Mycosphaerellaceae.
AUGGCGCCCUCGAGAGCUGUCUUCACCGCCGCAUCCAGAACGGCCGUCACAGCUCUCCGCACUCACCCUCCAUCAACACCAAUCCAACGGCGCUGCAUCUCUUCAUUCGGAUACGAACAGGCAAAAUGCCUCGUCCUACCCAACUUCGGAGAGCCAAAAGAUGUCCUGCGUUUGCACGGCCAUAGCAUCUCUCCGCCGACUGGCGACCUGCUCACGCUUCGAUUCAUAGCCUCACCCAUCAACCCAGCCGACAUCAACCAGAUCCAAGGCGUUUACCCCACCAAACCCACCUUCAUAACAUCCUUGAGCACGCCAGAACCGAUCGCUGUGGGAGGCAAUGAAGGUGUUGCAGAAGUCAUCGCGAAAGGAGGCAAUGUGAAAGGUCUGGAGAAGGGUGAUUGGGUCAUCAUGAGGAAGCAAGGAUUCGGGACAUGGCGCACGCAUGCACAGUGCAAAGCGGAGGAAGUGGUCAAGAUUGAGGAUAAGAGCGGGCUACGACCAGAACAGGUGGGCACAGUCUCAGUCAAUCCAUGUACGGCAUAUCGCAUGCUUCGUGACUUCGUGGAGUUGAAGCCGGGACAGGACUGGUUCAUGCAGAAUGGAGCGAACUCUGGCGUUGGGAGAGCAGCGAUUCAACUGGGCAAGCUGUGGGGCUACAAGAGCAUAAACGUUGUGAGGAAACGAGAGAGUGGACAUGAACAGCUCGUCCAAGACCUCAAAAGCCUGGGUGCCGACGUUGUUGUCACAGACGAAGAACUGAACAGCAAAGACUUCCGUGACAAGAUCAAGGAACUCACAAACGGCGGCAGGGAACAGAUCCGCCUUGGUCUCAACUGCGUAGGCGGUCCUCUCGUCAACAACAUGGCCAAGCAUCUCUCGCCCGGCUCUCCAAUGGUGACAUACGGGGCCAUGUCGAAACAGCCCGUCAAUCUUCCCAUGGGCCUUCUGAUAUUCAAGAACAUCAAUUUCCACGGCUUCUGGGUAAGCCGAUGGAGCGAUCAGAACCCUCAGCAGAAGGAGGAUUGCGUCCGCGAAAUUCUGGACCUCACCAGACAGGGCAAAUUCCAGGAUAUCCCGAUGGACCCGGUUACCUGGGAGCAUACGACGAAGCAGGAGGAGCUGGUGAAUGCUGUACAGGGUGCUUUGGAGGGGUUUAGGAGCGGGAAAGGAAUCUUUCUGUUCAAGAAUACAUGA